Molecule: messenger RNA, 573 nt
Organism: Triticum turgidum subsp. durum (durum wheat)
Lineage: Eukaryota; Viridiplantae; Streptophyta; Magnoliopsida; Poales; Poaceae
Source: the annotation of a GenBank genome assembly
AUGGCGCUCGCAUCCGGCACCACGGCCCGCCCGCUCCUCGGCCGCCUCCCCGGCACGGCGCGGCCCCACCUCGCCGUCUCCCCCUCGCCCUCCGCGCCCGCGUCCUCCGUCCGAUUCGCCGCCCGCAGCGGGGACUCCCGCGCCGUCUCCCUCCGCGCCUCCGCGCCGCCAGCAGCUGCAACAGCAACGCCUGGUAGCAUUGCACCAGCCAUCUCAUUGACAGAGAAGGCCCUGAAGCAUCUGAACAGAAUGAGGGCCGAAAAGAAUGAAGAUCUCUGUUUGAGGAUUGGAGUUAAACAAGGUGGAUGUUCUGGCAUGUCUUACACCAUGGAGUUUGAGAGCCGAGGAAGCGCCAACCCUGACGAUUCAGUCAUCGAGUAUGAGGGUUUCACAAUAGUCUGUGACCCAAAGAGCCUUCUCUUCAUGUUUGGAAUGGAGCUGGACUACAGCGACGCUCUCAUCGGGGGCGGCUUCAACUUCCAGAACCCAAACGCGACGAAGACGUGCGGGUGCGGCAAGUCGUUUGCGACCAGCAAGGAAAUGCAGAGCACAGCAACUGCCUGCAACAACUGA